AUGUCGUUCGCCGUUCUUCCCGCGGCACUCGCCGCCGCGCUCCUGGCGCUGGCCGUGUCGCGGCUGUGGAGCUAUGCCGUGGUGCGCCUGCUGUGGCGGCCUCGCGCGGCGGUCAGGAUGUUCCAUGAGCAAGGCGUCCGUGGGCCUCCGUACAGGUACCUGAGGGGCUCCAACGAGGACAUCCGGAGGAUGAAGGCGGAGGCGGACGGCGUGGAGCUGGACGUGCACGACCACGACUACCUCAAGAGGGCACUGCCGCACUUUGUGAAAUGGAAGGAUCAGUACGGAGGGCCAUUUCUGUACUGGUUCGGUCCAAAACCUCGAAUUUGCAUCUACAAUUACGAGCUGGUUAAGCAGAUUCUCGCAAACAAAUCUGGACAUUUCAUGAAAAAUGAUGCACAUCCGACUUUUCUGGCAAUGUUCGGCAAAGGGCUCGUAAUGGUGGAAGGCGCAGAUUGGGUGCGGCACCGCAGAGUGGUGAAUCCAGCUUUCUCCAUGGACAAGCUUAAGAUGAUGACAAGAACAAUGGUUAGUUGUGCUGAAUGUUUGAUCAAGAAGUGGGAAGACCAGGCUGCCAAUAACAAGAACAGAGAGAUAGAAGUUGAGUUGAGCAACCAAUUUCAAGAGUUGACAGCAGAUGUUAUAUCUCGUACUGCUUUUGGAAGUAGCUACAGGGAGGGCAAAGAAGUAUUUCACGCACAGAAAGAACUUCAGGCCAUCAUGGUGGCAACCUUCCUCGAUGUGCAGAUACCAGGAUUCAAAUAUCUCCCUACUAAAAGGAACAUACGCAAGUGGAUGCUACAAAAGAAGCUUCGGAACACGCUAUCUGAGAUGAUACAAUGCCGAGUAGCAUCGAAGGAAAGCGGAUUUGGAGAUGAUCUGUUGGGACUGAUGCUUGAGGCUUGCUUCGCAAAAGAACAAGGGGAGGAGCACGACAAACUGAUUCUUAGUAUCGAUGAGAUCAUAGAUGAAUGCAAGACAUUCUUCUUUGCAGGGCAUGAAACCACAUCACAUCUACUUACUUGGACGAUCUUCUUGCUAAGUGUGUAUCCAGAGUGGCAGCAGCGGGUAAGAGAGGAGGUUCGGAGAGAAUGUGGGAAGGAAAAUCCUAGUGCAGAAAUGCUUAGUAAAUUAAAAGAGAUGACAAUGGUGCUCCUUGAGGCACUGAGACUGUAUUGCCCUCUUAUUUCAAUGCUGAGAAGACCUAUCUCUGAUAUCAAACUAGGAAGUCUCAACUUACGUAAAGACAAUGAAAUUGUCAUUCCUAUCCCAAUACUGCACCGAGACAAGGAGGUCUGGGGUGACAGAGCAAGUGAGUUUGAUCCGAUGAGGUUUGAGAAUGGGAUUACAAAAGCAGCAAAGAUCCCACAUGCUCAUAUAGGAUUCUCUAUAGGUCCAAGAUCAUGCAUCGGUCAAAAUUUUGCAAUGUUGGAAGCCAAGUCGAUGCUGGCAAUGAUCGUGCAGAAGUUCUCCUUUACUCUUUCACCAAAGUAUGUCCAUGCACCUGCAGAUAAAUUAUCCCUUCAGCCUAAGUUCGGUCUUCCUGUAAUUUUAAGUCCACUUGACGUAUGAGUUUAUAUAUGAUUAUAUGGAUUUAAGUUUCUACAUGUCAAUAAAGAGUAUAUCCAGUCUUACACCCACAAU
Messenger RNA from Lolium rigidum, 1644 nucleotides. RefSeq names its product cytochrome P450 709B2-like. Gene Ontology annotation, molecular function: iron ion binding; monooxygenase activity; heme binding. Bases 1 to 1572 code for a protein of 523 amino acids. Lineage: Eukaryota; Viridiplantae; Streptophyta; Magnoliopsida; Poales; Poaceae. The record is from RefSeq and is a predicted model, not a curated record. The transcript is spliced from 5 exons.